Messenger RNA from Pneumocystis carinii B80, 213 nucleotides. RefSeq lists its product as hypothetical. Bases 1 to 213 code for a protein of 70 amino acids. NCBI's taxonomy places the organism in Eukaryota, Fungi, Ascomycota, Pneumocystomycetes, Pneumocystales, Pneumocystaceae. The transcript has 4 exons. The record is from RefSeq and is a predicted model, not a curated record. Gene Ontology annotation, biological process: mitochondrial electron transport, cytochrome c to oxygen.
AUGAUAUUAUCAGGGGAAUUGAGGACAAUGAAAAAUAAUUAUGUUGGUUAUUUUGGGAGGGUUAAUAGGAUGUAUAUUGCUCGACAGUUACAUAUGGAAGAUGGACCGAGAAAGAAUCUUCCUUUUAAGGUUACUUCUAAUGGUAGAAUGGCUGUAAAAAUAUUAUUGUUUUUUGGGUUUGGAUUUUCUAUUCCAUUUAUAUGUAUGUAUUAG